Messenger RNA from Perkinsus marinus ATCC 50983, 246 nucleotides. Its product is annotated as cathepsin b, putative. The record is from RefSeq and is a predicted model, not a curated record. Gene Ontology annotation, molecular function: cysteine-type peptidase activity. The transcript has a single exon. NCBI's taxonomy places the organism in Eukaryota, Perkinsozoa, Perkinsida, Perkinsidae. The annotation marks the transcript as partial. Gene Ontology annotation, biological process: proteolysis.
GUUCUCGGGGUGAUUUCUAUGUAUGAGGAUUUCCGACUCUACAAGUCUGGUGUCUACGUGCACACAACUGGUGGCCUCGUGGGUGUUCAUAGUCUUAAAAUUAUUGGUUGGGGAGUUGAGUCCGGGCAAGAUUAUUGGUUGGCGGUGAACUCUUGGAAUGAGGAAUCGGGUGAUCAUGGUAUGAUAAAGCUUGCAGUGGGGGAAACUGGUAUAGAGAACAGUAUAUAUUACGUCGAGCCAGUUUAG